Messenger RNA from Scheffersomyces coipomensis, 1292 nucleotides. RefSeq names its product increased recombination centers protein 22. Gene Ontology annotation, cellular component: endoplasmic reticulum; endoplasmic reticulum membrane. The transcript has a single exon. The record is from RefSeq and is a predicted model, not a curated record. The coding region runs from base 346 to 1062 and encodes 238 amino acids. NCBI's taxonomy places the organism in Eukaryota, Fungi, Ascomycota, Pichiomycetes, Serinales, Debaryomycetaceae.
AUGAAUGGAACGGCUAAAAUCACACAAUCAAGAUAACUCAAGUACGUUUUCUACAUUUUCUAAGAUUCACUAUUUGGUUCCAUUACCAACAAUCUAAGCUUGUCAACAGUCUAAACCGAUUACAGUAACAUUCCUAUUAUCAUAAUAAGAACUAUCAUUGAUCAUACCUUCUGAUGAUACUUUUAGAUGACACUUUCCUGUAUAUAAUAACGGACACAGUAUGUGCUUUUUUUCUUCUUCCACCCAAUUUUUGUCCACAGUGGUCAAAUCGAAAUUUUUCAUUAUUAAGAUCGUAAGGCUUCUUCUAUCAGAACUUAACUUUCAACCCCCAACAACUCAAUCGAUAUGAAGUUUUCCACCUUAUUCGCUUCCGUCAUUGCUGCCACUACAGCUUUAGUGUCAGCUUAUGAAGUUGAUCCAACUGCUGAACAUAAUACCAUCAAUUUCUUUGUUGAUUAUGCCAUUAAAGAAGUUCCUAAAGUUAGAGAAUCUGACGUGGCUGAAUUAAACAAUGGUCAAUCCAUUACUAUUCAAUAUACUGCUGUUAACAAAGAAGAAUUCCCUGUUCUUGUUAUUGGUAUUGGUGGUACUUUCAAUGAUCCAGUUACUAAUGAAAUUGUAUCUAAUUUAACUAUUGGUAAUAUUGGUCCAAUCACUAUUGCUCCAGGUGAAUCUCAAAAUUUUGAACAAAAGAUGUCCCUUAAUUUAGUUCCAAAUAACUAUUUAAUCAAUCCUCAAUUAUUCGUUGCUAUUGAUGAACAAGUUAUUCUUAUUCCAAUUAGAGGUCAAUUUGCUACCAUUUCUGAUUUACCAAUUUCUUUCUUUAAUCCUCAAUUAUUAUUCUUAGAAUUAGUGUUGAUUGCUAGUUUUGGAGGUUUACUUUAUUUCCUUUAUGAAGCUUAUGGUAAACAAUAUAUUAAUGGUACUGGACCAAUUGCUCUUAAAGCUGCUAAAAAGGCUGCUGCUGCUGCUCCAUCAUCUGGUGCCGGUACUUCUACUGCUUUAGAUGACAGUUGGUUACCAGAUCAUUUAAAGCAAAAGAAAGCUAAAAAAGCUAAUUAAAUGAUAUCAAAAGGAUCAAUUUGAGAAACUGUGCUUUCUGAAUCAACUAACCCUGUCUUUCUCCAAAUAAAUAAAAAAAAGUCUUUUUUAUUGAUUUUCAAAGUCUUUACAGUUUCCUUUACUUCUUUUCUAACAUUUUAAUUUUAAUUCAUCAUUCUAUGUAUUUACGUUGCUUAUUUCAUUAGUCAUAUAAUAAAUAAAGAGAUCAAUCUUGUUAUAUAUAUAAGUUA